AUGGCGGGGAAGGGAAGAGGUUGCCGCCCAAGAAAGAUAAAACGAGGACGCCCAAGAAAAGGCGAAGCUCUGCCGGCUGAAACUCCUCAGGCAGGCUCGAUCUCCUGCGAUGAUAAAGGCGAAGCUCUGCCGGCUGAAACUCCUCAGGCAGGCUCGAUCUCCUUCGAUGAUAAAGGCGAAGCUCUGCCGGCUGAAACUUCUCAAGCAGGCUCGAUAUCCUUAGAUGAUUCUGCGGAUGAGGACUUCUCACCAUUCUCAAGACCUUCCAGAUAUCCAACGAGAUAUUCGAGAGAAGCCCGUGCUCGAUCUGCUUCGUUGCAUACUCUAGUGAGAAACUCGGUGCAAAAUGUAACCGGAAAAACUCGCCAACUGUCUAGCUUAGAGCCGGAACUCGAUGUACUGAAUAAAACUCAUGAAAAGAGACCCUCAGCAAAUGAACACAAUGUGGCUCCGAAACGGCCUCGUGAAGAUCAAGUCUUUGCAUUUUCCCCAAGAUCAAUUCGUUCUUCAUUGAGGAAGCCACUUCGAAAUGUGUCGAGAGCUACUCGUGACUCAUCUAUCUUGAACCCGGAAGUCUCUGUUCUGAAUGAAACUACUCGUGACUCAUCUAUCUUGAACCCGGAAUUCUCUGUUCUGAAUGAAACUGGUCAAGAGCCACCUCCACAAAAUGAAGAAAAUGCAAUGCCGGAGCUGAAUUGUACUUCACAACCGUCCCAUGAAGAUCUAGACUCCCACACUCCAGCUGGAUCGUCAAGACAACCGAGUCCAGUGAACUACAGCCCACAGCACUACCUUACCGACAACACCAAAACAAACACCGACCACUCCAUUUCGGCUGCAUCCAUUGACUGCUCUGCUCUUCACAACAGCAAGCACUCCUCGAUCGAUGUCGACAAGUUCAUCCUUGCCAACGAACUUUCGAUCAAGGAAAAGGGCUCGCAGGAAAAGAGCACCGCCAGCAACCAUAGCUUCAACGUGACGGAAUUUGCCAGGAGGCUCCAUGAAGAUGCUGAGGACGACCCGGAAGAGGAGGUCGAAUCCUGCAUCGAGCCUGGCUUCGAGCUCGUGCGUGGCCACAAGGUCAGGACCGAAACCGUGCCCCUAGUCAAGAGCAUAUUCGAAAGACACGGGGAUAUCACGAGCGGGAGCCACAUGGAGUCCCCCAUCUCCAUCUCCAACUCCCUCGAGCAGCUAUGUGGGGUGUGUGCGAGGCUGCAGCGGGCGAGGUUCGUGGAGCUCAGGGGCAUUGAGUUGGAGUCUAUGCUGGCGGACGUGCGGGAUGUCGAGCGAGCGGGGCUGAGGGUCGUGUGGCUGAGGGAAAGGCUGGAGUUCAUCUCACGCGCGUGCACGGACUACAAUCAGUAUAUCCGUCUAAAGGAGUUGGUGAAGGAAUACGACGUGUCCAUAGGUGGGCUGGAGAAGGAGCUGAACACGUGCAGACAGCAGCAUUUGGAGAUGGGGAGAAAAAUCACCUGUUUGGAGGAUGAGCUGGCGGCCAAGCGUGAGAGGAGUGAGAUGGUGAGGAGUGCAGUUGUGAGUACUAGUAGUAGGGUUAAGAGUCUAGUGAAUCAGAAUUUGGUAGAUGGGCUUCUUUAG
Striga hermonthica is the source of this 1596-nucleotide messenger RNA. Lineage: Eukaryota; Viridiplantae; Streptophyta; Magnoliopsida; Lamiales; Orobanchaceae. The record is from the annotation of a GenBank genome assembly.